UGAGUGAAUUAGUAAUAAAAAUAGUUUAUAUAUUUUGUUUUAAACACAAUGUUUGGAACAGAUAUUCAAACGUGUCGAACAUGCCUUGCUCAAUUCGACCACAGUCAAAUGCUUAGUAUUAAACAACAACUAGAAUCGGAAAAUUUAACAAUAGCCGAAAUUCUAGUAGAGUGUACAGCUAUCAAUAUACUACCUGACGAUGCAUUGCCACAAACAAUUUGUUCAAAUUGCACAAAUAAAGCGCAAGAAUCAUUCCAUUUCAAGAAUAUGUGCAUUGACAGCAAUGACAAUCUCAUGAAACUUAUAAUCCAUGGGGAUAGAAUUGUAAAAACUGAAAACGACGCUGAAGAAACGGUUAUAGUUCCUGAAUUGGUCCAAGUGUCCUGUAUACAAGAUGAUUUAUUUGACGAGAAUGUUGAUCACGAUAACGAUAACGAUGACGACGACAAUUUCAAUUGUAAUGAUGAUAUUCAUGAAGAUACUGGAGGUGAAGGGACCUCCAGCGAUGAGUCACAGAAAUCAUGUCAAAAAUCAAAAGAAACACAUGAAUUGGAUGAAGAUUUUCAACUGGUUAAUCGUGCUCAACGGAUUAAUAACAGAUAUCAAUGUGAACUUUGCGACAAAUCGCUGGCCGAUCGAAGAACAUUUUUACUACACAUCAGACUUCACUUGGGAAAAAAUUUGAAACACUGUAACAUAUGUGAUCGUGGAUUUGCCAAACAAAACCAUCUGGAUCGUCAUAAGGCAACACAUGAAAAAUCAACGAAAAAUAAAGUUUUGCGAAAAACCAAUAUUGCAAAACCAAGGAAUACGCAAGUAUGUACAUCAAAAACUGUACUUGAAGAAUUCAAUGAGGAUGAACGAGGUGAGAACACAACAAAAACUACGGUCGAUAAUAAUUCCAACUCAACAAAAUCAAUUAAUACAGCAUCGAUUGAUGAUGAAGAGCUACAAUUGAUAAAUUCUGCAAAAGAAAUAAAUGGCCGAUUACAAUGUCCAAUUUGCUUUAAAACAUUGUCGCAUCGUAAAAUUUUAAAACUUCAUAUUCGGGGGCACGUUGGUAAAAAUCUUUUGCAUUGUAAAUAUUGUAAUCGUGGAUUUGCAAAGGGUUCGAACUUAAACAGGCAUAUACUUCUUCACCGAAAAAUCGAUAGUGAUGAAGAGGACAGGUUUAUUAAGAACGCAACAUGCUUGGAUGGAAGAUUUAUUUGUUCUUAUUGUAAUAAAACAUUAAUUGACCGGCAAUCGUUUCGCAUUCAUAUUCGAACACAUAUCAUUUCGAAAGUUUUUAUUCGAUGUGAAAUUUGUAACCGCGGUGGUUUUGAAAGUGACAUUGAGCUGCAGGAGCAUAUGACUUGUCAUGGAGAUGAAUUUUCAUGCAAUCGAUGUGACAUUAUUUUCAAAACCUAUAACGAGAGAAAAAUUCAUUUAAAAAACCACCAUGAAACGGACGAAACUGCACAUAAUUCAGCGGAAAAAAGAGAAUCGCCCAUGAAGAAACGUGAUGAUAAUAGCAAAGUCGAUGCUAACAAUGAUGACGAUGAGGAUAAAGAUCUUGUGAAUCAAUCAAAUAUUGUGAAUGGACGAUAUGAAUGCGUAUUUUGUAAGAAAACUCUAGCGAAUCGAACAACUUUGAAAUAUCAUAUCAGACUCCAUAUUGGAAAGCAUUUGCUGAAAUGUGACACAUGCAACCAAGGUUUUUCCAAGAAAAGCCAUUUGAAAAGGCACAUGAACACACACAUACCCAAAAAACAACCAUGUCGAUACUGUGACGCUACAUUUGAGACAUAUCAAGAUCGUAAACUUCAUACAGCUACCGUGCAUAAGAAAACCGGACAAAAUCAGACGAAUAAAACCAAUUUAACAUCGUGGACUCAACCAAAUGGCCACAAAAUGUGUCAAUGUAUGGUGUGCAAUUUGCAAUUUGAAAAAAUUUAUGAUUUAAAAAGACAUUUAAAUGAACAUGACAUUAGCGCUAUCGAUUAUACCAGCCAACAUGAAAUGCAAUCAAAAUUCGAAGAAAUUUCAAAUGUCUAUCGCAUUAAUAAUGACUGUGGCUGGGAAUUGUCAUUAACAGAUUCCGAAACCGAAAAUGAAGAUGAACAAAUUGAUGGUGUGCAAAAUAUGCACAAGUGUGAGAAAUGUCAGAAAACAUUCGAUCGAGUAUACAAAAUAGUUUGCCAUAUGAAAAUUGAUCACGCUGUUCAUGAAUUUCAAGAUAUAAAAUGUAUGCAUUGCAUGCAAUGCUUUCCGAACACAGCAUUAUUAUCAAAGCAUAAGCGUCAACAGUGUGAAAAUGAACAUAAACAUAUUAUAUGCAACAUGUGCAAUUCACGAUUCUUCUGGGAGUCCAGUUUGGAAAAACAUGUAGCAAUUUACCACGAAAAGGAAACAAAACAUUUCAGUGAAUAUCAGACCAAUUCAAAGUCCUAUAAUUGUGAUCAAUGCACAAAAUCAUUUUAUAAAUUAGAACAAUUGGAAGCGCACACAAAACUUCAUUUGACACGUGAAAAAACGUUCAUUUGCGAUGUAUGUAAUAAAGCAUUCAGACGAGCCGACAAUCUCAAAUCCCAUAAGCGUGUGCACAUACCACCAGAAAAACGUGAAGUUAAAAAUAAGAGACAUCUUUGUUCAUACUGUGGCAGAAGCUUUUCGAAUUCAAGCAAUUUAACAGUGCAUAUUCGACGGCAUACUGGCGAACGACCAUUCAUUUGUGAUUUUGAAUCUUGUAAGGCUCGAUUCCCCCGAUCAUCGGAUUUGCAAUGUCAUCGGCGCACGCAUACCGGUGAAAAAACGUGUGUGUGUAAUAUUUGUGGCAAAGGAUUCACAAGAUCGAAUAAAUUAGUUCGCCAUAUGAGGACCCAUACUGGUGAACGGCCAUACAAGUGUCCUCACUGUGAACGGGCAUUUACGCAAUCAAACGACCUAACAUUGCAUGUGCGGCGACAUACUGGCGAUCGACCAUUUAUUUGUGAAUGUGGCAUGCGUUUCAUUACCAAUAGCUUAUUACAACAACAUAGACGGACCACAGGACAUAUUGAUCACACAAUCAACUCUUCACAUCCACUUCCGACAAACAGCGUGAACAAUCCACAUCGAACGUUCAACAUUCACGAUGGAAAACGAACUGGAAUUACUGCUACCUUGACUUCAUCGAAAGAAGAACUUUUCAAUUAGAGUAAAAUUGUUCGUGGUUCAUGAUGUAUGCAUAUUACAAAUAAUAAUUUUCAGAUCUAUUUGCUCACCUGAAAAAAUGUAUUAAACCGAUUAUUAGAAAAAACA
Messenger RNA from Contarinia nasturtii (swede midge), 3282 nucleotides. Its product is annotated as zinc finger protein 420-like. Gene Ontology annotation, cellular component: nucleus. Gene Ontology annotation, biological process: regulation of transcription by RNA polymerase II. Lineage: Eukaryota; Metazoa; Arthropoda; Insecta; Diptera; Cecidomyiidae. Gene Ontology annotation, molecular function: RNA polymerase II transcription regulatory region sequence-specific DNA binding; zinc ion binding; DNA-binding transcription factor activity, RNA polymerase II-specific. The transcript has 9 exons. The coding region runs from base 49 to 3177 and encodes 1042 amino acids. The record is from RefSeq and is a predicted model, not a curated record.